Messenger RNA from Spirodela intermedia, 1162 nucleotides. The record is from the annotation of a GenBank genome assembly. Lineage: Eukaryota; Viridiplantae; Streptophyta; Magnoliopsida; Alismatales; Araceae.
AUGGAAAGUCAGGUGGUGGGCGUGAGAAAGGGCGCAUGGGCUCCCAAGGAAGAUAUUCUCCUCCAGAGAUGCAUCCUUCAAUACGGUGAAGGGCAGUGGCAUCUAAUUCAAGAGAGGGCAGGUACGCCUUCAUCUUAUUCAAUCGUGUAAGCGGUAAGAGUCUUUAUGGACUGCUGUGUUGUUCAGCUCGUGUAGCUGAAGAGAUUAAAUCGGCUUUAUACUCGCUUAAAGGUAGAAAGACUGAUGCAGAUGAGAUGAGUUUGUUUCCGCAGUCAUGAACGAGUUUCUCCUGCCUCCCUUCUGAUAAAUCCUCGGUUUGAAACGCUGCCCUAAGAGCUGCCGACUGAGGUGGCUGAACUAUCUGAACCGAGCAUCAAACGAGGGGCCUUUCAGGAGGACGAAGUUGACCUCAUCGUUAGGCUCCACAGGCUUUUGGGCAACAGGUUUGUUAUUAUAUAAGACCUUCCUCAAGAAUGAGCUCCCGUUCAACCACGAGGCUAUGACUCGCAUGUCAAAUUAAGCGUCCUUUACAAUCCAGGAGGUCGCUAAUAGCCAGUAGAAUUCCGGGCAGAACGGCGAACGACGUCAAGAACUACUAGAACUCGUGCUUGUGCAAGGCGGUGGGAGCCCGAGGGAAGGGGGCCGGGAAGAUCAACAAAAGAAACACCAUUGACUUCGCUGUGGUCAAGUUUAAAGACAGCGACUUUCCCCAAAGGCAUUACCCAUUGGGAUGAUCUAGGCCACCGCCUCGCCCAGCCCACUUCACAGAGGCUAUCGCUGGUUCCUGCCACGAGAUUUUCAGGCCUCGAGCUCGCAGCUUGUCAAAGGCACCAUCUCCUUGCCAGACGUCAUCACAUGCCGUGAGUUUUCCCCCGGCGGGCAGUGCUUUCCCCCUAAAGAUGAUAGGCCCGACAGUGAGGAAGAUUCCAUGGCGUGGACGAGGCUUCCGCUGGAAGACGAUGAAAACGACGAGGGACAGCGACACCAGGAGGAGCGAGAAGAAAAAGAUGUCAUCCCGUUUCCAGAGGAAGAAGACGUACUCCAUUGGACACCCCAGACAGAUGGAGAAGUGGAACGAGGUUGGUGGCUUCUGGGUUGGGAGGACGUUCUCUGGGAUACAAACCUCACGUCUGGAGUUUGCCGGAAGUUGACGCCGUUCUGA